Messenger RNA from Trichoplusia ni (cabbage looper), 7998 nucleotides. It is a transcript of the gene drpr, whose product is annotated as protein draper-like. Gene Ontology annotation, molecular function: scavenger receptor activity; zinc ion binding; protein binding. Lineage: Eukaryota; Metazoa; Arthropoda; Insecta; Lepidoptera; Noctuidae. The record is from RefSeq and is a predicted model, not a curated record.
CCAUUACAUUUCAUUAUCUACCAGAGUCACAACUACAGUUACAGGAAAUAGUAGGGUCUGUUUAAGUCUGUGCUGUAUUAAUUUUCCGUGUUGUCUAAAAUUGUGAUUCAUUGAAUUCAUUCAUACAUCAAACCUGUCAUUAUUUGGUUUACGUGUGUGUUUGAAAAUAAGGUUUAAUACUUUUUCCAUUGAAUUUUUGAUUUUUUAUCUGUAUUGCUCUGAAGGGGGCAACAACAAUGCUAAAGUUUAGUUAUUAGUUUAGCGGAGGCGUCGGAUAGUAGUUUCAUCAAGUAAUUUAUUAUUGUGUGUAAUGGUUUAGUGACAAAGUGAUUCAUUUCUGGAUUGAUAUUACAACAUUCUGUAAACUUCAAACGCAGUAUUUUGCAAUAGAUGCAGAAAAAAGUGAAGUGCACUCAAAUUUGAAUGCCUAUUGUGACGCAAACAAACCAAAACAAUAGAUUUGUUAUGGAGACACGGCAUAAUAUUGCGUGAACCUAAGUCGCGAUGUGGUCGGAGCUUAGCGUGCUACUGGCGCUCGUGUGCGCUGCUUUUGGAAUACUAGAAGGACCCAAUGUGUGCACCAGACAAGAAACGUACACAACGACAAUACGUGUAUCGGAGAAGCAGCCUUACCAGGAGAAAGAAUACACAUGGUGCUUUAAUGUGCCUCCAAAAUGUUCGAAGUACAAGAUUAAGUUUCGGGAUGUUUUCAAGACUCAGACCCUAGUGAAGUACAGGCCCGUCGAGGAGUGUUGCGCGGGCUACGCGCCGGACUCGCGAGGGGAGCAGUGCGUGCCAGUGUGCGUGGAAUCGUGCAUACACGGCAAAUGUGUGGCACCCAACACAUGUGCAUGCGCACAUGGAUACGGCGGCCCCGCCUGCGAUAUAUGUAAGCUUAUACCGUUAUUUACACCUCGGCACAGUUAUAAAAAUAUUGUUCUAGCUUUAGUAGAGUCUAUAUCCAAAACACUUAAAUCUCCUUACAGAUGUGAAGAAGAGUGUCCAAAGAACGAGCCGUGUCCGGUGAGAUGCCGAUGCCAGAAUAAUGGAAAGUGUACCCUAACCUCGUGCGAGUGCCCGCCAGGGUGGACCGGAGCAGUGUGCGCGAAUAAAUGUCCAGCCGGUAGAUGGGGUGAGAAAUGUGAGAGGACAUGUGAAUGCGCGAAUGGCGCCGGUUGUCAUCACGUGACAGGCCGCUGUCAAUGCGAGGCGGGAUUCACUGGAGAAAAGUGCUUGGAGAUCUGCGAGGCGGGCACGUGGGGCGUGGAGUGCGGGCGCGCGUGCGCGUGCGAGCACGGCGGCGCGUGCUCCCCGCGCGACGGCGCCUGCGCCUGCCGCCCCGGCUGGGCCGGCGAGCGCUGCCAGCGCCGCGCCUGCCCGCCCGCGCGCUGGGGGCCCGGCUGCGCGCGCGACUGCGAGUGCGACCCCAACACCACCGACAUCUGUGACCCAUGGACGGGUGCGUGUGAGUGCGCGGCGGGCUGGGGCGGCGAGGCGUGCGAGCGGCAGUGCCCGCUGCUCACCUACGGCAAGGGCUGCCGGUCCACCUGCCGCUGUGAGAACAGCGGACUAUGCUCGCCAGUCAAUGGUUCCUGCCUCUGUGCUCCCGGUUACCGCGGUCUCCGCUGCGAGGAGGCGUGUCCGUACCCGUACUACGGCGACAACUGCUCCGAUACCUGCGAUUGCCACAACAACGCGACCUGCUCGCACGAGACCGGCCGCUGUGACUGCAAGCCUGGAUUUGAAGGUCUAAAGUGUGAUCGGCCAUGUAACGGCAGGAAGUUUGGCCUGAACUGUCGUCAACCUUGCAACUGUGAAAAUGAUGCUCCUUGUAAUCCUGUUAACGGCGAGUGCGUGUGCGGGCCGGGCUACACGGGCGCGCGCUGCGAGCGGCGCUGCCCGGCGGGCUACUUCGGGCAGGCCUGCGAGCACCGCUGCAACUGCACCGAGCGCGCGCGCGGCUGCCACCACGUCAGCGGCCAGUGCAUCUGCGAGAGCUCCUGGAGGGAUGUCUUGGGGACGGCCAUCCUUUACGAUACUAACUGUGACCAAAACAAUUCAAAAGCAAUGCAACUCGAAGAAGACAGGAUUAUAACAAACAGGAACAUCAGCAGCAAUGGAGAAACAUUCCAACUGCUCUACUUACGGAAGAACGACAAGAGCGCCCCAAUAUUCGACAAUGAUGAACGCGAAUUCGAAAGAGAUUUCGAUCGGUACGCAAUGCUGAACAAAGUCGUGUCUGAGGAGUACGACCGUAUGAACCAGAUACCGAUCAACAAUUGCGUAGCUUGGAACGUGAACAAACAUGUCGCCGAACCUACGUACAUACUGUCAACUGUGACAGAAGCUCUUACGAGAUCUGAAGUACGGAAUGUUAAGACUAUAGUCGCGAUUGUGAAUGCUAAAGACGCCUCUCCUGGUUUUGCGUCAAUCUACGAAGUGUCUAUCAAUGAAGGACAGAUCUACGUCAAUAAGUUGUCUUCGGCCAUGUUAAAUAAAAUGCCCUACGAAUUCUUAUAUACCACAUUAUAUAACGGUUAUAAUUUCAACAACAAAAAACUCCCAGGUGUCCGCUGCGAGACUCAGUGCGCUGAAGGUCACUACGGGGAACACUGUUCGAGAAAGUGUCCCUGUGGCAACAACUCGUCGUGCGACGCGUCCAGCGGGACCUGCGUGUGCGCGGCGGGCUGGACCGGCGCCGACUGUACCACGCCUUGCCCUCCCGGCACUUACGGCGCUGGCUGUACACAGCUCUGUCCUGAAUCACCUACGGGUAACACUACAUGUAACCCAGUGACGGGCAUGUACACGUGUCCGAGUGGGUUCACGGGCGUGACUUGCGAGUACCCGUGCCCGCUCGGGACCUACGGCGUGGACUGCAAGGAGAAGUGUACUUGUAAACAUGGAGCGGACUGUCAUCAUGUGACUGGCGUGUGCCAGUGCCUGCCGGGCUGGCGCGGCGCGGACUGCGCGCGCGCGUGCCCGGCGGGCCGCUGGGGCGCCGAGUGCUCGCAGCCGUGCCGCUGCGCGCCGCACGCCGCCUGCCGCCCCAGCGACGGCUACUGCCGCUGCCCGCCCGGGUACAUCGGACACUACUGCACGCAGUUUUGUCCGGAGGGCUACUACGGCGACCACUGCAUGCAAGCGUGCAACUGUUCAUCAGUCGGGUUCUGGGUGUGCGACCCGGUGGUCGGCUGCAUCUGUCACCGCGGCUACAUCGGGGACCAGUGCGACAUACAUGCCAGCGAUGCUAUUGUCAUUGAUACACGAGAGUCUUCAAGCUCCGGCCUAACGGUAGUGAUGGUGAUACUAGCGUUCAUAUGCGCGGCGACCGCCAUCUUGGUUCUGAUGUACUACCGCAAGCGCGUGCGCAACCUCAAACGGGAGAUCGCUCACGUACACUACACUGCUGAUCCUAACUCGCAACCUGAACAACAACACUUCGACAACCCUGUAUACUCGUACCAAGGAUCAACUCGUAGCGAUGACUCCACAACAUUGCUGAACAACGCCCCGCACAUACUGAACAAUCUUGGUACUGGCAGCAAGCUGAGUAACACCGCUAUGGAGAAACUGAGAAUGAAGGCGACUGGGUCUAGUGAAAGUUACGACCCGUUGUCAUCGCUGAAGAAUAAAGACGCCGACGCAAACAAUCCGAACCUUUACCAAUACGAAGAGGAUGAUAAUAAACUGGACCACGUAUAUGACGAGAUCAAACAUAAGGAAGGAUAUGAAAUGGAGUACGACAGACUAAACUACACGCCGCCAGCUAACAAAUGGAAGCCGCACUACCAGAGGAUGGCCAACGGCUUCACCGUGUCCAACACGCAGCCGGCGCCGCCGCCGCGCGAGGCCUCUCCCACGCCGCCCAUACCGCCGCUGCCCAAACUCAACGUGGUCCCCCUGCCCCCCAAGCGGGACGACCCCGCCGAGGCCACCGCCCCCGAGCCCCCCAAGAGGGACGAACUCCCCACCUGUUCACCACCUUCCUCACUCCCCGAGGACAGUGAAUCAACCACAACGCAACCUUGACAACACCACUGGGUGACAUACAUCAACACCUAAUUGGCUAGUUAUAAAAAGUAUUUUGUAUCGUAAGUCGAGUAAGCCCCUAUUUUUAUGAAGUUUUUAUGUCUCUAAAAAUAUUUUGAUAAUCUUUUUGAACGAUCCUUAGAGUAUGUUUGAAUGUGGACAUCUAAGAGUUGAGAUCUCUUUCUUUUUUUUUUGGGAAUAGUUGUGGACAUUGUAGAGAAGGUUUGGUGAUUGAUUGUCGUAUCCAUAAUUUUUUUACCUUAUGAACAUAGUGAAACAACGAUUAUUUUGAAAAGAGAACCUAAUCCGGACAAAUAAAUCUUGACUUUACUGACUUUCAAAUACUGUCGUCGUAGCAAAUAACCUAUACCGAUCAUAUAAACGGUAUUUUAUUUGAAUAUUUUGAAUAACUAUUGCAUUUCAUCAAGCUUCAGUAGGGUAUUUGACAAAAGAAUACAUAAUUAGGCCCUCAGGUAUUCAUCAGAAAAAUACUGUAUACGUAUUUUUAUUUUAAUCAAUCGGUAUAAAAUAAAGAAGAUAAAACGCCCCAGUGUUGGUGAAACGAAUGGAAGUGAAAAAGUGUUCUGACGUCACAAGAGGUUUAAACUUACAAUAUCAUCUUAUUUUUUUGCUUAUACUAUAAAAGAACAAAGUAUGUAUCCGAUAGUUUAUUUGUCAAAUACCCAAUAAUCUUUUUUUUCUUAAUACGACUGCAUGGAUAUGUGUGAGGUAACAUUGUAUGUUACACGAAUGCCAUAAAAUAGUUGAACGUGGUUAGAUUAUUUUUGUAAUAUAGUAAUGGUUGUACUAGACGUGUUCAAAUGUAUCAUAUUAUACGUAGGCAAUAAAUCAAUUUUUAUUAAUUGAUAUUAAUAGAACAUAUCAAUAAAAUGAUAUUGAAUUUAUGGUACUCAAUUGUAGUUUAAAUGCGUAGCGCUUUCGGAGUGUGACUUUCUUUAUACUUAUGAAAAUAGUUUCGCUAUCGUCUAUAAAUAAAUUACCUGUGUUCAGGUUAAAACUCUAUCAUCCAUGUCAUUCAUCCUGUUUUUUUUAAAGUUCCUCGACCUAAUGAAUUCAUAAUUUGUGUCGUGAGGUAUGUAGAUACAUUCAAGUCACAUGCAUCUAGACUCUGAACAAGCAUUCGCGGGUCACAAAAAUGAUUGAUCGAAUUUCCUUUUUCUUCUCUUCCUUUCCGUCUCUUUAUCUGUUCCACGUUUAGCUGCGGCCGUAACCCUUAUACAACCAAAAAGCGGGCUGUAAGAGCGAGCCAAGGCGUACUAUUUUAUAUAAGUAGGUUGUAACUUAGUCGCAUUGUUUUGGUCCCAUCCCGUUUUAAUCCGAACUUCACUAUAACUCGAUAUUAAAACCCUGAAACUUAUAUCAUCUUUAUACACUUUAAUUUCAUGAACACGUAUUUAUUUUAUAAUUGAGUACUAUAACAUUAUAUAAGUUUACGUGUAGGUACUAAUGUGUAUAACGUAUAGUUCUAUUUAUAAUUUGAAAUGAAGGAAUAGAAAAAUUAUAAUUAAGUAUAUAUUUUAAUUGACCAGAAAAAACUAGAGGGCGCUUAGCAUUUGCUAGAGAAGCAUUUAACUAAUUAAAGUCGUUUAUCAUACACAUGACUGUUCUUGUAUUAGACAUAAUCAGCUAUCUUCCCGCGUUUUCACUGAGCAAGCGAGAAGGCUCUAUUUUCGCAUAUCAGCGUCUCCCUUCUACAACAGUAUAUAGUAAUACUAAUUGUUUAAAUUAUAAAUGCAAGAUUCCCUAUCUAAUCUUUUCUGGUCUCUGCUUUAAUUAUAAAUCGAAUAUAAGUUUAAUGUGUACCUCCCUAUAAAAUAUUGCGUCAUAAUUACGUAAAAAGUGCCCCGAAUGGAAAUCAUUGUUGCAUCGGUUAUGUAAACAUCAGAGAAAAAUGUAUAUGUUGUAGAGAAUUGUGAAAUUAUGAAUAGACUGCUGUCUUUUGUCGGUUUGCGAACAUUGCCUCAAUAUUGUAAACACGGUAACGUAGCAUGUAAAGCAGUGUUUCUCAACCUUUUCUCACCAUCUUAUUAUACAAGUUAAAAUUUUUCAUUUCACCUAAUAUUUUGAUAUUCAAAAUAAUGCUCGUUUAUGCACCAGUGGCGACCUCACAGUUAAGUAGUUCCCACACAAUUCACUAUAGUGUUAUGUCAUAAGAAAACUUAAUUAUUUUUUGAUGCAUUGCAUUUCUAUCGAAGCGAUUAUUUCCAUAGCAUAACAUAAGUUUGAGAAACGUUUGUAAGAUUUCGUAGUAGGGCCUCAUCUUGUCUAUUGGUACAGAAUAGUAACAGUGUAUUUAAAUAGAUUUUGAUAUAAAAAUGUAAAUAUUUUAUUACAGUAUUUCAUGUCAUAAGUUGCCAGUAAGUUAAUAGCUACGGUCUGACUAGACGUUUGCCAAUUCUACAAACCUUAACACUUAUCAACGUAGCAAGGCUAACGGCUGCACUGAACAAAUGUUCCAAAGAAAAAUCAACCUUAAAGUAAUAUUGGCUAUCUGCUGAUUUUUACUGUUGUAAUUGUGAUUAACAAGUGAAAUGUGACGAACUACAAUACAUAUAUAUCACUUAGUAAAGGGUCGUUCUUGAAUACAGUCGUAAAUAAGGUAACUGUUAAUUGAAAUGUCAUUUUCAUUCGUCAUCAAAGUGGCUGAGGGAUCAUUACGCCUCACCAUCAUUACGCUAGUACACGACGUGUUGCGGGUUCGAUCCCCACGUAGGACAAGCGUAUUUUUUUUUUGUUUAAUUUUCUCUUGCAUUGUUAAGCAUUGUAGAAAUGUAACUUGUCUACUCAGGCCAGUACUUGUGGGAUAUACUCAAAUGUUUUACAUUCCACAUAAAAUCAUUUAAACGCUUUACAAUUUAAAUAUUUAUUUACAAUUGUUUUGAUACUUCAGUAUUUUAAAUGUACUGUUUUCAAGUUUUAAUUUAUUUUUAUUGUAAAUUUUAUUUAUUUGUUUACAUUUUAGAACCGCUUCUCUUUUGCUCAUUGUUUAAAUGAAAUAGGUUUCAUAUUCUUUUAUCAAGAUGCGUUACUACAAAAAUAAGGUAAUAUAAAAAAAGCAUGAUUGAAAAGAUAUUAUUACGGAUACCUUUUAUUGUGAUUUAAAAUUACUUUAAUCUGAUAUUUUAUCAGUAUGAUAAUCUAUAACUAAAAUUCUAAUUGGAAAAGAUAAGGCUAAUUUUGAGCAGUUUAAAAUGUAAGUUUUACCAUAUCUGUAGACCUAUAGACAUUAUCGAUUGGAAAUAUAAGUAUAUUGGUAUUUUACCUAGAAAUAUUUUAUAUCUUGUGAGUCAAAUAAAUUGCUCAAUAAGUGCCAAACUUAAAUGUACGACGUUGGCCACGUUUUCACGAAGGCAACUACAAAAUUAUACAAAGUAUUAAAUCUUAUACGUUUUAAAAGGUAAAAUAUAAAAAAGUUUUAUAAAAUACGGCUUUAAAUUUUAAUGAAAAAUCGGGAAUUAUUGAAAUAUGAAUUGCAACACUUAUUUAUUACGCACUUAGUUACUAUUUGAUUGAUGUUGAUGAUUUUUACUCAAUUAUCUAGAUUUUGUUAUAUCUCUUUAGGAACUAAUGUAUAGUACUUCUAGCAAAAUAACUUUCUCUCUGGAAUUCGCCUCCAAUAAAUGAUUAUUCUCACCGUACAUGGAUGUGUUCACUCUUGCUUGUUAGUCAAACAAUAUAUUAUAUAUCCCGCUAGAAAAGUGCAAUGAAAUUAAACAAAAUACUUGUCAGUAUGUAAAACAUUCAGAAUUACCUGACAAUAAUCUAUUGGUAUAGCUCUAUACAUUAGAUAGUAUACAAUAUGUCUUAUGUAUUUUAAUAAUGAUUGCAACUAUAUCAUACAAAUACAAGCACUUUGUAAGUGUUAUUUAUAAAUGUAAGAAAUAUGUUUGUGAUAAUAUAUUGUAUUAAGCUACUCAAAAAAUAAACGAACUUUCAUUAUUAGCA